Molecule: messenger RNA, 705 nt
Organism: Metarhizium brunneum ARSEF 3297
Lineage: Eukaryota; Fungi; Ascomycota; Sordariomycetes; Hypocreales; Clavicipitaceae
Source: RefSeq, a predicted model, not a curated record
AUGCCGCAUGAAAGGGUUGGCCAUGCUGCUUCCUCAUCCGCUCCAUGUCCGAUGCCGCUGGGUUUCAGCGGUGCGCCAUCAUCCGCUGAGCCGGCUGUCUCAACCUUUCCGAGAGCCAGUCUCGAUUUGCCCAGUGUGCUGAGCCCUCCGUCAUCGGAUGAGUGGGCAGGCAUGAGCCGCCUUGCCGUAGAAGCUCACCACCAAAACGGCGCGCAGGGACGGAUGCGCCACGAUUACCAUGAUCCAAGUUUUGCGGCACACGGCAUGGCACACACGGCGUCGUCGUUUGCUCUAGAAGAACUGACUCUGCCCAGAACAAAUAUGGAUCUGGAGCAUUGUGAGGGACAUGCUCUCGGGUCCGUGGUACAACCCGACCGGUGCAGCAGUAGUGACGUGCUGCUUUCGCCGACAUCCCUCACGGACUCAAACACAAUACCCAACAUGGAAUUGGAAGCGUUGGCUUGGCCAGACAGUGGCAUACCAUUGUCCAAAGCAGACCAGAUGAUAUCAAAUGUGGAAAAUCUUCAUGAUUUCGGAGUCUGGCUUGCUCUCUUCCCGGAAGAUCCAUCGCUUCGAAAAUCCCUGGCGAGAAUAAAGGAACGAUUCCGCCGCCUCACAAGGGCCGCGGGAACCAGCGUCGUCGAUCAUCAGAGAGACUUUGCUUGCGGAACAGAUGGCAAUCUGGCACAAGAAAACGGGCGGUAA